CCCCUUUUUCCCUCCUUCGCCGUCCCCAACAGUACUCCCUGCGACACUUUGAUGAUUGUUAUGUUCAUCAUCAGCUCAGCUCCUCCAAUCUCACAUUCCAUUCUGAAAUAAUAGAAUAGAAAGUAAUAAGCACUAAGAAAGAUGAGCACCGUGGAUAAGAUGCUAAUCAAAGGCAUCCGGAGCUUCGACCCGGAGAACAAGAACGUCAUCACCUUCUUCAAGCCCUUAACCCUAAUCGUCGGCCCCAACGGAGCUGGCAAAACCACCAUCAUAGAGUGCUUGAAGCUUUCGUGCACCGGGGAGCUGCCUCCCAAUGCGAGGUCCGGCCACAGUUUCAUUCACGACCCCAAGGUUGCAGGGGAAACAGAGACAAAAGGGCAAAUUAAGCUUCGAUUCAAGACAGCGGUGGGUAAGGAUGUGGUGUGCAUUAGGUCGUUUCAGCUGACGCAGAAGGCGUCGAAGAUGGAGUAUAAGGCAAUUGAGAGUGUGCUUCAAACAAUAAACCCUCACACUGGUGAGAAAGUUUGCCUUAGCUAUAGAUGUGCUGACAUGGAUCGGGAGAUCCCCGCUUUAAUGGGUGUUUCAAAGGCUAUUCUGGAAAAUGUGGUAUUUGUACACCAAGAUGAAGCUAAUUGGCCAUUGCAAGAUCCUUCCACAUUAAAAAAGAAGUUUGAUGAUAUCUUCUCUGCAACCCGAUAUACAAAGGCAUUGGAGGUCAUAAAAAAACUUCACAAGGAUCAGGCUCAAGAAAUCAAGACCUACAAGCUCAAAUUGGAGAAUCUUCAAACUUUGAAAGAUGCUGCAUAUAAGCUUCGGGAAAGCAUUGCUCAAGAUCAAGAGAAAACAGAAUCUCUGAACGUACAAAUGCAGGAAUUGGAGGAAAGCAUCCAAAAUGUGGAUGCUAAAAUUCAUCAUACUGAAACAAUGCUGAAAGAUUUGCGGAAACUACAGGAUCAGAUAUCAACAAAGACUGCCGAAAGAAGCACAUUGUUUAAGGAGCAGCAGAAACAGUAUGCUGCUCUUGCUGAGGAGAAUGAAGAUACUGAUGAAGAGUUGAAGGAAUGGAAAACCAAGUUUGAAGAAAGGAUUGCACUUUUGGAAUCUAAAAUAAGCAAGUUAGAGAGGGAAAUGAAUGACACAGAGACUAAAAGUUCUUUUCUUAAGAAGACAAUUAAUGAAUAUAUCUGGGAGAUUAGCAAGCUACAAACUGAAGCUGAAGCUCAUAUGUCCUUGAAGAAUGAACGAGAUUCCACCGUUCAAAAACUUUAUGCAAGGCAUAAUCUAGGGUCUCUUCCAAAUACCCCCUUCAGUGAUGAAGGUGCUUUGAGCCUCAUAAAUCGAACCAAAUCUAGGUUGAUGGAUCUUGAGAAGGAUAUGGAGGAUAAAAAGAAAUCAAAUGAAUAUGAACUUAAGACAGCAUGGGACCGCUAUAUGGAUGCAAAUGACAGAUGGAAAAAUAUUGAGGCGCAAAAACAGGCCAAAUUAGAUAUCAAGAGUGGCAUUUUGAAACGCAUAGAAGAGAAGGAAAAUGAACGGGAUUCAUUUGAACUCCAAAUUUCUAAUGUUAAUCUUUCUCACAUUGACGAAAGAGAAAAAAACAUGCGUAUUGAGGUUGAGAGAAAAACGAAUCAGCUUGCUGAAAGAGAAUUUGAAUCAAACAUACGUCAAAAGCAGAGUGAGCUAUAUAGCAUAGAGCAAAAGAUUAAGGCUGUUAAUCGAGAGAAAGACAUUAUGGCUGCUGAUUCUGAGGACAGAGUGAAACUGUCUCUGAAGAAGGCAGAGUUGGAGAAUCACAAGAAGAAACACAAAAAGAUAAUCGAUGAGUACAAGGACAGAAUUAGAGGAGUCCUGAAAGGGAGGCUUCCACCUGAUAAGGAUUUGAAAAAGGAAAUUACUCAGGCCCUAAGGGCCAUUGGAAUGGAGUUUGAUGACUUGAAUACAAAAUCCCGUGAAGCUGAGAAGGAGGUGAAUAUGUUGCAAAUUAAAAUACAAGAAGUUAAUACUAAUCUGUCCAAAUAUUCCAAGGAUAUGGAGUCAAGGAAGAGAUUUAUUGAAUCCAAACUUCAGUCCUUGGAUCAGCAAUCUCUUAGCAUAGAUAUUUACCUCCGAGUCUUGGAGUCAGCUAAGGAGAAAAAAGAUGUCCAGAAAAGCAAAUACAACAUUGCAGAUGGUAUGCGGCAAAUGUUUGAUCCUUUUGAAAGGGUUGCCCGUGCUCAUCAUGUUUGCCCUUGCUGUGAGCGCCCUUUCUCUGCGGAAGAGGAAGAUGACUUUGUUAAAAAGCAAAGAGUGAAGGCAGCAAGUUCCGCUGAGCAUAUGAAAGUGUUGGCUGUGGAGUCCUCAAAUGCUGACUCUUAUUUUCAGCAGUUGGACAAGCUUCGUAUGGUUUAUGAAGAAUAUCUUAAAAUUGGAAAGGAAACAAUUCCUAAUGCUGAGAAAGAUUUGCUUGAGCUGACUGAAGAGCUGGAUCAAAAGACUCAGGCCCUUGAUGAUGUGUUAGGUGUUUUAGCUCAAGUAAAGGCUGAUAAGGACUCAGUUGAGGUCUUGGUGCAACCUGUUGAAACUGCUGACAGGUUCUUCCAAGAAAUUCAAAAUGGGCAAAAGCAAGUCGAUGAUUUAGAGUAUAAGCUUGAUUUUCGAGGGCAAGGCGUGAGAACCAUGGAAGAAAUUCAGUUAGAGCUGAAUACGUUGCAAAGCACAAAGGAUGGUUUGCAUAAUGAACUGGAGAAGUUGAGGGAUGAGCAGAGGUAUAUGGAAAAUGAUUUAUCCAACAUCCAAAUUCGGUGGCACACUCUAAGGGAGGAGAAAGUCAAAGCAGCUAAUACAUUGCGUGAUGUUAAAAAGGCAGAAGAAGAGUUAGAGCGUUUAACUGAGGAAAAAAGUCAAGUUGAUUUUGAUGAUAAGCAUUUGGGGGAGGCUCUUGGCCCUUUAUCAAAGGAGAAAGAUAAAUUACUGAGCGACUACAAUGAAUUGAAAGCUAAACUUAAUUGUGAAUAUGAGGAGCAGGCUGAACAAAAAAGAAAUUACCAGCAGGAAGUCGAGAGUCUACUUAAAAUUGCUUCUAGAAUUAAAGAGUAUUAUGAUUUAAAGAAAGGAGACAGGUUGAAAGAAAUGCAAGAAAAGCAAUCUCUAUCAGAAUCUCAACUUCAAAGUUGCGACAUUAGGAAGCAGGAAAUUUUAGCUGAAUUAAACAAAAGUAAAGACUUGAUGAGGAAUCAAGAUCAGUUAAGACGAAAUAUUGAGGACAACUUGAAUUAUAGGAAAACAAAGGCUGAAGUAGAUGAGCUUACCCAUGAGAUUGAAUCACUGGAAGAAAGAAUAUUGAAGAUCGGUGGGGUUUCAACAUUUGAAGCUGAACUUGGAAAGCUCUCACAGGAAAGAGAGAGACUUCUUUCAGAGUUACACAGGUACCAAGGAACGGUGGCUGUCUACCAAAGUAACGUUUCGAAAAACAAAAUUGAUCUUAAACAGGCACAAUACAAGGAUAUUGACAAUCGGUACUUUAAUCAGCUAAUCCAGCUUAAGACAUCUGAGAUGGCAAACAAGGACCUGGAUAGAUACUACAGUGCACUUGACAAAGCACUUAUGCGAUUCCACACAAUGAAAAUGGAAGAAAUAAAUAAAAUAAUAAGAGAGUUGUGGCAACAAACAUACAGAGGACAAGACAUAGAUUACAUUAGCAUCCAUUCUGAUGCUGAAGGUUCUGGGACUCGCUCCUACAGCUACAGGGUUCUUAUGCAAACUGGUGAUACUGAGUUAGAAAUGAGGGGAAGGUGUAGUGCUGGGCAGAAGGUCCUUGCUUCCUUGAUCAUACGGCUGGCUUUAGCCGAGACUUUCUGCCUCAACUGUGGUAUACUAGCACUAGAUGAACCAACCACGAACUUGGAUGGCCCAAAUUCCGAGAGUCUUGCUGCAGCUCUUCUGAGAAUUAUGGAGGACAGAAAGGGCCAGGAGAAUUUUCAGCUGAUAGUGAUUACUCAUGAUGAGCGUUUUGCCCAACUAAUUGGUCAACGGCAGCACGCAGAAAAGUAUUAUCGGGUCGCAAAGGACGACCAUCAGCACAGUAUAAUUGAAGCCCAGGAGAUAUUUGAUUGAGGUUUCUCCAAACGAGUCUUGUGUGUCUUUUGGGAUGCAGCGGCAUUUGAAGGUUCUGUACAGAAUACGCAAUGCUAGAAUUAUGUAUUAGAUCAGGGUGUUACAAAUAAUAUUCAUUUUAUAUAAAGAAUGAGUUGGUUAA
This is a messenger RNA of Alnus glutinosa, 4234 nucleotides long. RefSeq names its product DNA repair protein RAD50. The record is from RefSeq and is a predicted model, not a curated record. Gene Ontology annotation, cellular component: Mre11 complex; nucleus; condensed nuclear chromosome. NCBI's taxonomy places the organism in Eukaryota, Viridiplantae, Streptophyta, Magnoliopsida, Fagales, Betulaceae. The transcript is spliced from 27 exons. Gene Ontology annotation, molecular function: G-quadruplex DNA binding; ATP hydrolysis activity; single-stranded telomeric DNA binding. Gene Ontology annotation, biological process: telomere maintenance via telomerase; chromosome organization involved in meiotic cell cycle; double-strand break repair. The coding region runs from base 142 to 4092 and encodes 1316 amino acids.